Messenger RNA from Schistosoma rodhaini, 771 nucleotides. Lineage: Eukaryota; Metazoa; Platyhelminthes; Trematoda; Strigeidida; Schistosomatidae. The record is from the annotation of a GenBank genome assembly.
AUGAUGCCACUGAAUGUUUCUUUGAUAAAAUACGACAAUCCAUUACUUAUUACCAAAAAUUUAGAUAAAAAAUCCCCCGGGGCAGCUACGUUGAAGGGAACUCAGACGAUUACAGACUCCUCAAACUUACCUUGUGUGUCACCCAGAGGAAAGGCAUGUUUAAGUGAAUCUAAAAGCAACCAACAAACAGAAGAAAUAUUAAAUUCGAUUCUUCCGCCUAGAGAGUGGAGUGAAAACGGUCAGCUAUGGAUACAGCGUGCUUCCAGCACACCAGCAACACGACUUGACGUCAUUAAUUUGCAGGAAGAGCUCGAUAGACGAUUGCAACAGCGUCAAGCUAGAGAGACUGGGAUAUGCCCAGUUCGCAGAGAACUAUACAAUCAAGUAUUUGACGAACUAAUAAGGCAAGUGACCAUUAACUGUGCCGAACGCGGUUUGCUUCUCCUUCGCGUCCGCGACGAGAUAAGAAUGACAAUAGCUGCAUACCAGACUCUUUAUGAAUCAAGCGUAGCAUUUGGUAUGCGUAAAGCUCUUCAAUCUGAACAAGGGAAGGCAGAUAUGGAACGAAUGAUUGGUGAUUUAGAACAAGAGAAAAAAGAUCUGGAAAGACAAGUAUAUGAGUUAAAAACAAAAUGUGAACAGAUUGAAAAACGAGCAGCAGAACAAAGACAAUUAGAAGAAAAGAAACAUCAAGAUGAAAUACAGUUUUUAAAGAGAAAUAAUCAGCAACUAAAGGCUCAAUUGGAUGGAAUUAUGAAUCCGAAGAAAUAG